This is a messenger RNA of Misgurnus anguillicaudatus (oriental weatherfish), 1959 nucleotides long. RefSeq names its product neuromedin U receptor 3 (gene nmur3). Gene Ontology annotation, cellular component: plasma membrane. Gene Ontology annotation, biological process: neuropeptide signaling pathway. Lineage: Eukaryota; Metazoa; Chordata; Actinopteri; Cypriniformes; Cobitidae. The record is from RefSeq and is a predicted model, not a curated record. Gene Ontology annotation, molecular function: neuromedin U receptor activity.
ACUGGAGACGCAGGCAGACGCGCGCACGUUUACGCAUACACGUAUCCAUCACCAAGUGCAUCCCUCGUUGAUUUCACUUUAAAGGAAGCCGCACAUACACAAUCAAAGGCAUCUCACUGUUUGAUUCUCCGAUAAAAACACAGAGAAACGAAAAAUUAAGCGGAAUAAAAGCACAAAAGCUUUUCAUCUUCUGGUUGAUUUGGAUGCGCUCAGACUGAGAUCCAUUAACAAUCAAACCAUCAGGCAUUAAAACAGAUCUGAAGCGCUUGUCAUGGAUUCACAAUUUUUGACAAACAAUGAUUUUUUUUAAGAUGCUGGAGUGAUUAUGAACAUGUAAACACAAUGAAGUUGAAGUUUUUGCAUAGCACAUCAGUCUGGAUGCGACGCGUGUGCCCGGAGGACGCUGGAGAGGUAUCUAUCAUGAUCAGUACCCAACCUGAGGGCUAGUAGUUUCUAAAGAAGCAUUGACUUCAAGCCUGAUUUAAGCAUCUCACCAUUUAAUGCCAACAAUGGCCCUGACCUGCCUUUGUGAGCCCGUAAAUGGAUCAGAGCAGGACUUUAUAUUCUGCAACAGCACCACAUUUAACAUCAGUGGAAAUGAGAGUGGACGCUGUCACCUUCAGACCCUGGAUGAACUUCUGUUUAGGCUCCUGGGCCCUAGACGAUCUCCAUUCUUUUAUCCCGUAACCUUCGCGUACAUUUUCAUUUUCAUCACGGGGGUCGUUGGGAACCUCCUGACCUGCACCGUAAUCCUUAAGGACAUGAAGAUGCGAACGCCCACUAACCUUUACCUUUUCAGUCUGGCUAUCUCAGACCUUCUUGUGCUUUUAUUCGGGAUGCCCCUGGAGAUCUAUGAACUGUGGCAGAACUACCCCUUCCCGUUUGCAGAAUGCAUCUGCUGCUUCAAGGUCUUCUUGUUCGAGAUGGUGUGCUUUGCAUCCGUACUCAACGUCACAGUGCUGAGCGUGGAGCGCUACAUUGCUGUGGUGCACCCGCUCAAAACCCGCUACGCCAUAACCAACAAGCACGCCCAGCGGGUUAUCUCUAGCGUUUGGGCCAUGUCGUUGUUCUGUGCCAUUCCUAACACCUCGCUCCAUGGCUUGCAGUAUUACUACCUGCCAGAGAAGGUGAUGGAGUCGGCUACUUGCAACCUGCUCAAACCUAAAUGGAUCUAUAACUUGGUGAUCCAGGUCACCACCAUACUUUUUUAUUUCGUCCCCAUGAUGGUGAUCAGCGUGUUGUAUCUGAUGAUUGGUCUGACACUGGGUAGAGGACAGAAGCAGAAGAAAGGCAAACUGGGCAGGAACCACAGCAAUGACAGCUGGAAAAUCCAUUUGGACCGCGGACUGAGAAGGCAGGUCACCAAGAUGCACUUCGUGGUGGUGUUGGUCUUUGCCAUUUGUUGGGCUCCAUUCCACAUCGAUCGACUCUUGUGGAGCUUCAUCACGAAUUGGACGGACCGCAUGCAUAACAUAUUUGAAUACGUGCACAUAAUCUCGGGCGUGCUCUUUUACCUUAGCUCCGCUGUUAACCCGAUCAUCUACAACCUGCUUUCCAGUCGCUUCCGCGAACGCUUUCGAGCGCUGGUGUGCCGCCACCUGCCAGUGCGCUCUUCUCGUAAUGAUUCUACACCAUUUCACAUCAUCAACAAAGACUCCCCCACUGAUUCCCAGCGCCCAGGCUAACCGCAGGGACACGAAGCCCACAUCCCUUUGUGAUUAUCAGCAGCGGCUGGGAAGAGAAUGAAUGAAUGCAGUGCAACAUGCAAUGCAUUACAGCUCUGCCAUUUUACUCGCUCACAGCCUUGAAUGUUUGGGGCUUCUAUUUUCAGCAAGAAGAGAAUAAACAAGAAGAAGUGAAAUCAUGUAGUGAUAUCAUUUGAACAAGUUAAGUUACAACCCCAUGUGAGGCCAGGGGACAUUUGUGUGAACUGUAAUAUUUCAUUGUACUGUAUAUUUA